AUGCAAAGACAACGCCGAUUCCUCAGUAUCAGUUCUAGGCCUCAGCUUGCACCCCUUGUCGUUAUUUCUGUUUCCUACAUGCUCGUCUUCAGGCACCUACCAGCCACGUUUUCAAAUUUGGAGCCUAGCAUCGACUGUGUCACGUGUUUCCGCUUUGCAGUUCCACUGCUGACCUACUGCCGUGUGGUUACCAUAGUAACGGACCACGCUUUGCAGCGUUUUCGCCAAACAGCAGCAGGCAUGAGUGCAGAUGCAGUUUUCUCUCUUCAAAACCAAUCCACCGCCGUGGGAUAUAGUGGGAAGGUACCCGUGGAGCACCUGGACUAUGAUUUCAUAGAAAAAUGCAAAGAUGUGAAAUACCUGGAGAAGAUACUGAGAGUACUGAGGUCAGGUGACGAGGGCAUUUAUCCUCAUCUGAUCAAGUUCUGUGAGAGUCACUUGGAGAAACUGCACCCUAGAAGCCCAGCCCUCAGGAAGGAAAACCUUGUGGCAACAGCAGCCAGCCUUUCUAAUGAUGAGUGGAGCCAAAUUGCUGAUGAGUUGAAGACAUGGCAAGAAGAAAACAAAAAGACUGAAACUUUACUCAAACAGCAGUCUGCAUUUGAUGAUCUGGUGAAUGAAAAUAUGCCACCUAUAAGAGGAUCCAAUCAUUCCAUUCCACUUAGUCAGACUUCAAAUGCAAAAGAAAAGAGGAAUUCUUCAAAAUGUUCUCUCCCACGUGAUUAUCGAGAAUGGGAAAAGUUUGAUGUUGAAAAAGAAUGUGAAAGGAUUGAUGUGAGUGAGGUCGAAAGUUAUCCACCAGCUGCUAGAAUCACAGGAGAUCCUAAAAUCAAGACAAAAGUGGAUACCUCAUUGCUGACACAACAGGAGAAGCUCCUCCUGGCAAAUCGUGAAAAGGACAAAGGCAAUGAAGCUUUCAGAGCAAAAGAUUAUGAAGAGGCAGUUGCAUACUAUUCCAGGAGCCUUUCCAUUAUGCCAACUGUGGCUACAUACAACAACAGAGCGCAGGCACACAUCAAUCUGAAGCACUGGCACAGUGCUAUGGCAGACUGCCAGAGUGUGCUUGAGUUGGAGCAAGGCAAUGUGAAAGCCCUGCUACGUCGUGCCACUGUACACAAGCAUAUGGGCCACUUCCACCUGGCUACUGAAGACCUGAGGAAGGCGCUAAUGGAAGAGCCGCAGAAUGCUGCAGCCACACAACUUCUGUCUGAAAUUGAGAAAAUGAAGGAAUGUCAACCAGAGAAGCAAAGCAAAGGGAAAAAAAUACUCAUCCAAGAAGUAGAAGAGAAAGAUGACAACAGAAAUGCUUGUCUGGUUGAACCCAGCCAGCUUGUGGGAGGGGAGAAGAGCUCAGCUGCUCCUGUCGAAAGGGGAGACAUGGGUAACGCUCAAAAAAAGCCCCACGGCAGAGGGGACGGGGGUCCACACAGUGAGUCCAGCAACUCCCACCAAGGACACUGGAGGAGCAAAGGAGGCAGCUCGGACAAGUACAAAGUCACGCAGGAGUCUAAGGACAAGGUUGCCAAUGGAACAAGCAAGAGGGGCUCGACAGCUUCAGUUCAGGCUGACAGGAACAGCAGCGGGAAGGGAACUCCAGUUGGAGGAACUGCUAGGGAAACUAUCAACCUUGAUGCUCCAUGUGGAGCCCUGCCCCCACCUCUGGCCCGGCUAAAAAAUGAAGGAAACCUGCUGUUUAAAAAUGGACAGUUUGCCGAUGCACUGGAGAAAUACUCACAAGCCAUUCAAGGCUAUACAGAUUCAGGGAUUGAUAGUCCAGAGGAUCUAUGUAUUCUGUAUUCUAACAGAGCAGCUUGCUACCUGAAAGAUGGCAACAGUCAAGACUGCAUACAAGACUGCACAAGAGCUCUGGAGCUGCAGCCAUUCUCCCUAAAGCCCCUCCUUCGCCGGGCCAUGGCUUAUGAGUCCCUGGAGCGUUACCGGAAGGCCUACGUGGAUUACAAAACCGUUCUGCAGAUAGACAUCAGUGUGCAGGCAGCACACGACAGCGUCAACAGGAUCACCAAGUUACUGAUUGAGCAGGAUGGCGCAGAGUGGAGAGAGAAACUUCCGGAGAUUCCCCUGGUGCCUCUGUCAGCUCAGCAGCACCGCAGAGAGCAGCCACCUAGCGCAGAGGUUCUUCAGGCCCGAGCAGAAAAGGCUGCCAGGGAUGGAGAGAGGAGAGCAGAAGUUCGUUUCACAACUUUGAAGCAGGAAGGGAAUGACUUUGUGAAGAAGGGCCAAUACCAAGAUGCACUGGGAAAGUACACUGAAUGCCUUAAGAUAAAGCCAGAAGAGUGUGCUAUCUACACCAACAGAGCCCUUUGCUACUUGAAGCUGGAGAGGUUUACUGAGGCCAAGCAGGACUGUGAUGCAGCACUGAAACUGGAGCCAACCAAUAAGAAAGCCUUCUACAGACGAGCUCUUGCCAAUAAAGGCCUCAAGGACUACCUGGCAUGCAGCUCUGACCUGCAGGAGGUGCUGCAGCAGGAUCCCAGUGUGCAGGAGGCUGAGAAGGAGCUGGAGGAGGUCACAGUGCUGCUCAGGCAGAGUCUGGCCGCCUCACCGGCCAAGCCCAGGACGACUGUCCCCAUCACAGAGGUUGACGGUGAUGAGGAGACGUCAGUCUCUCCUGACUCAGAGGGCAGCUGCAGAGGGGACAUCACCAUCAACCUCCAGCCGACCAACGUCUACGAGUUCGGCCAGGCCCUCAAUGCAGCACGCUGUAGCAGAAACACGGCAGCCUGCGCCGACCUGCUGGCCUCCGCAGCCCCUGAAAUGCUUCCACAGUACCUGAGCACUCAGCUGGACGGACACACCAUCAGCUUCAUCAUGCAGGUGCUGGACUCCCACCUCCUGGAGAAAGACCCCAAUUUGGUUUACCAGCACCUCAACCAUUUGCAUACCACUGACAGGUUCUCGACUGUACUGAUGAUGCUGGAGAAGGAUGACCGCCAGCACAUGACUCAUCUGUUUGAGCAUCUGUCGGCUGUGGAGAGCACGGAGUUCACUAAAAAUGAUGUUCAGAACCUAGCCAACAAAUACAUCUGACCCUCCUGUCCCUGCUCCCUGUUGCAUGAGCUGCUGCACCACUACACCUCUUGGAUCUAUGCAAAACACUGGACAUGAACUGAAUAAACAAAGGCAGGAAACUGUAGAAUGUGCCCUGAAGCAAUACAAUGGAACUGGGUCACAUUCACUCUACUGAUCUGUACUGUAAAUGAUCACCAUAUGUUUGAAAAACAGGAUAAGAAAUUUUUCUCUGUGGAAAAUUUUGCUAUGCAGAUUUACUUUUGUACCACCACUAACAACUUGCAUUGUACAACAGACAGUGGAAUCCUGUGGAAAUUUCACUUAAGUGUAUUGAUAAAUCGGGUCCAAUGCACAAAGUUAUGUAAGGCUACAGGCAAGUGUUUCCCCCUAUAGGCUGUAGCAUUUGCUCAGGAAAAGCUCAUGUUCCCAGAACUGUUCCCAGUUCAUGUCGUCCUUGAACCCUGUAAGUCUCCUGACAUCAGCCAUUUGAUAAAUGAAUGCUGCUGUCAGACACUAGCUAAGAUCAGAAAAGAUAUUCAGUGCAUCCUGAAUGUUACCUAGCAAAGGAACAAGGGAGGUCAUUUGCUGCUGAGAUAAUUAAGGUGUUCCUUGCAGCAGGACAAAACCAUAAGAUAAAGUAACUUUAACAAUUUCAUUAUGACCAUAUGUACUGUAUUAUCUUUGAGGAAGAAAUAGGCCUGCAUGACAUGGUAUUGCUGUUCUGUGCAGUAUGGUAACAGUAUCUGUUGGACUGGUAUCUACUGACAAUUCUGUAUGAGAAAAUACAGUUUGUAACCUUACAUGACUCAGGUGCUUUCUUUUGGUUAUUCAGCUAAACAAUUAGCAUAUCUGGGUUCACAUGUAAAAUCACAUUUAAACAGCUGGUGUUUGUGUCUUUUCCAUAAGGAAUGACAAAGUCAUUCAUCCUAUUUGUUUACCAAAUUAGCCUGGCAGGCAACGCACAUAUGCACAUUCAUAUGCAGUUUGGCCAUGCAGACAUGUACACACUGGAGAGAUGUGUGCCUUGGAUUUCAGACUAUGGACUGACUUACAUUUUGGUGAGUGUUCUUCCUAAAGAGAGAAUAUAUUUAUGUCAUUCAUUAGCUUUUAUCAGAUUGUUGAAUGGCUUGGAAUUGCAUCAAAAACAUACAUAUAUUCACUUAGCUACAUGCAUGUAACUGUUUAAAAUGUCAUUUAUUUGCUAAUUUAAGGACAAUCUGUUCAUGUUAAGUAUUUAUCUAUUGACAACUGCAGUCAUCCAAAAUAGACGACUGUCUGAAUCGAAACCAA
Molecule: messenger RNA, 4320 nt
Organism: Lates calcarifer (barramundi perch)
Lineage: Eukaryota; Metazoa; Chordata; Actinopteri; Centropomidae
Gene: spag1b
Product: sperm associated antigen 1b
Exons: 19
Coding region: 1-3048 (1015 amino acids)
Cellular component (GO): cytosol; mitochondrion
Molecular function (GO): heat shock protein binding
Source: RefSeq, a predicted model, not a curated record